Messenger RNA from Vidua chalybeata, 2156 nucleotides. RefSeq names its product membrane frizzled-related protein (gene MFRP). Lineage: Eukaryota; Metazoa; Chordata; Aves; Passeriformes; Viduidae. The transcript has 13 exons. The record is from RefSeq and is a predicted model, not a curated record. Bases 26 to 1822 code for a protein of 598 amino acids. Gene Ontology annotation, molecular function: protein binding.
GCUGCGCCGAGAACCGCCUGCUGCCAUGAAAGACUUCACCGAAAUCACGCUUUGCCCCGAGGCUCUGGACGGCAGCAAGACCGAGUUCUGCAACCCCGUUUUUGAGGGCGAGGAGCCCCGGGCGGCAGCGAGCGCGGAGCACCCGCCAGACAAGGAUGGCACCGGCCCCGCACCACGCCGGGACGGCCUCGGCCAGCAGCUCUGGGCGCAGGUGGGCUGGAGGUACCGCGCCGACUGCAAGUUCACCUGGCUCUGCGUGGCUCUGAUGAGCACCAUCCUGCUCUUCCUCAUCGCCCUCCUGCUCGGCAUCAUCAUCCACCAGCUGACGUCCCCACAUCCAUCCAGCGCCCCGGCCCUGCCCGCCCGCGGCACUGCCACCACCGCCACUGCACCCAUCCGAAGGGACCCCCCGGCCCCCAAAACAGCUGCCACCCCAACCGGGAGCUGGCUGCCCACGGCCCGCACAGCUGCACCGGCCUGCGGAGGGACCCUGCGGGGCCCCGAGGGCUCCUUCAGCUCCCCCAACUACCCCGGCCCCUACCCCCCCAACGCCCUCUGCAUCUGGCACAUCGAGGUGGGCGCCGGCCUCGCCAUCCAGCUGAGGAUGGAGACGUUCAGCGUGGAGGGCACGGCCUCCUGCCUCUUCGACCGCCUGGAGCUCUACGAAGAGCAGGGCACCGGUGGCACAGCCCCUGCCCCAGCACGGGGGAGCCCGACCAGGUUUUGUGGCAACGUGCCCCCCCCGACCUUCAACACCGACUCGAACCGCCUGCGGGUCACCUUCGUGUCCGACAGCAGCGUGGGCGCCCAGGGCUUCAGCGCCCGCUACCGCGCCGUGGCCCCCGCCGAGAAGAGCUGCGCCUGGGACGAGCACUUGUGUGACCAGGGGCUCUGCCUCCAGCUGGGCUUCGUGUGCGACGGCUUCCACGACUGCAGGGACAAGAGCGACGAGGCCAACUGCAGCCUGAAACACAAAGAAUGUGGGGGGCCGCUGACCGCCUUGGAGGGGCACUUGUCCACCCCGAACCACCCGCAGCCAUACCCGCACCAGCAGCUGUGCCUCUGGCAGAUCUCGGUGCCCCUGGGCCACGUCAUCGACCUGCACUUCCACAACUUCAGCCUGGAGUCGCACGAGGACUGCAGCUUCGACUUCGUGGAGGUGCACGACAGCACGGGCACGGGGACCGCCAGCCUCAUGGGCAGGUUCUGUGGCCACCAGCUGCCACCCACCCUGACCUCCUCGCGGCACGUCAUGACCGUCCUCUUCGUGGCAGACGAGGGAGUUGCAGAUGAUGGGUUCUUUGCCACCUACCAAGCCCGCAAUGCCACAGAGAAGACCUGCAGCCCCGCGGAGUUUUCCUGUGGGAAUGGCGAGUGCCGGGCGCUGGAGUCUGUGUGUGACGGCUGGCACGACUGCCCCGACGGCACUGACGAGCUGAACUGCACCGGGGUGUCCUACCCGGCCUUCGGGUCUGUCUGCGAGCCCGUGGAAGUGGAGAUGUGCCUGGGGCUGGGCUACAACGCCACCUCCUUCCCCAACAUCUGGCUGGCCAUCCCGGACCAGGAGGGGGCCGCCGAGGUGCUGCAGGACUACCAGACGCUGAUGGAGCUGGCGUGCUACCAGCACCUCCGCCUGCUCAUCUGCAGCCUCUUCGUGCCCAAGUGCACCCCGGACGGGGGGGUGCUGCAGCCCUGCCGGGCCGUGUGCCUGGCGGCCGAGCUGCGCUGCCAGCAGUCCCUCGGCCUCCUCGGCAUCCUCUGGCCCAUCAACUGCAACAUCCUGCCCGACUCCAACGACCCCGUAGAGUGCUUCCAGCCCUGAGCCGGCGAGAGGAGAGCAGCAGGGGCUGAAGCCACCCUCCCCACCCCAAAUGUCCCUCCUGCUCUUCCUGUUGUAAAUACCCAGCUGUUGGGGUGGCCAACACUGGGCCAGCUGCCCUGGGGUCAGCCACUCUGCCCAGUGCUUGCCUUGGUGCCUGGAUGCCACGGGCUUGCCUACAGCUCCAUUUCCCUAGAAAGCAGGUGACAUAUCCCACAGGGAAAGGCUUGUGCUGGAGGGGCACGAGGGGAAGGGCUCAUGCUCCCCAAACGGAGCAGGGCUGGGCAGAGGUGAGCCAGGCUGCAGGCACAAGAGCCCAGGGCUGCCCGUGUCCCAC